CACACGCUUUGUUUUAGAUCUGACUGUCCUAAUUAUUAACGUCUUUUGUGUUAUAAAUAGCGUCUUACUAUAUCCCAACUGAACUUGUGUAUAUCGUAAAAGGGUAUAUAACAGGGUUACGUAUUCUUACUUCUCAUAAAGGAUUUCUAAUGGAUACCUAACACAAUGGUCGAGUUAUUUGACAACAAAUGAUUUAGAGCAAGUCUUCCGUGGACAGUUGAAUAUAUAUAACAAUGGACCCAACUGAUAAAAGCUACGUUCAAAAAUUAAAGGAAAGAUUCCUGGAAUGUCCUGUAUGUUAUGAAGAGUUUUCUCAAAAAGGUCGACUCCCAAGGGUCCUACCGUGUCUACAUACACAUUGUGAUACCUGCCUGAAAUCAAUCAUAAAAGAUGCUAGUGUUACCUGUACGUUAUGCCAAAAAACAUACCCUGUUCCUGAUGAGAACCUUGGUAUAUUUCCUACUGACUAUACUCGUAAGGAUCUUCAGGAUUUCGUUCGUGCAUCACUCCGUAGGCCUGAUUUAGUGUGUGAGGGGUGUGGUUCUAACGAUGUUGCUAAAUAUAGAUGUACAACAUGCUCCCAUUUCUUGUGUGACGCAUGCAGAGACGCGCAUCAACGUCUGGUAUUUCUACAAGGACACGAAGUAUUCUCUCUUGACGAAGAGCAAAGUUUAGAGGAAAAUAUUAGCAAAUUUACGCACCAAGCGUUUUGUUAUACACAAGGACAUGAACGGGAAGCAAUGCACUACUACUGUACAAGCUGUGAUAAAUCCAUCUGUACACGAUGUUUUCUAAUACACCAUAAGACACACGCCGUUGAGGACAUCCAGGAAGUUUACAACACAAAGAAGACAAAGCUUCAAGAAGAAGCGCAGACGUUGCAUCGUCGCAUUGCUGAAUGUAGCAACAUCAGAACAAAGGUAAAACAGGCGAAAGAAGGAGUUGACAAUAAUAUGUCUAAAUCGGUUGAGGAGCUGAAUGCCACAUUCAAAACUCUAAUACAGUUGCUGACAAGACGCAAGGAGGAUUUGAUGACUGAACUUAAUGUGGCAGCACUAAGAAAGAAGGAAGUUCUUGAACACCAAGACGAAUCUCUUGACAUAAUUGUCAAAUCAAUCGAAAACUGUUGCGAUUUCCUGCACCAGAGUCUUACCUCAAAUAAUCAACCAGCCUUUCUAAAGAUAGCCCCAGUGAUCGCCAGACGAUUUUCAUACCUCCAAAGCCUUGAUUUAGAUAAAGAGCCAUUUGAAUCUUCUUUUCUAUCUUUCAAUGGCCUCAAUAUAGGAUUAAAAUUUGGAACAUUUAUCCAAUCGUUGGGAAAUGUUGAAUCUUCUGCCUUCUAUCGACCGAAAACACGUGUCCAUGCAGAGCCAGUUACCAGUGACAGUCCAGGCAAAAUAAUCAUUGAACUUCAGAAUUACGAAGGGAAACUGCUGGACGAACACUUAGAGAUAGAGGCCACUGUGUCGAAGGACGGUGAGAUACAUUCAAAGACCAGUCUAGCACACCGGGACGGUGGUACGUACGAGAUGAUACUUCCGGCGCUUGGUUCCUGUGAACUGUGUCUGAAGACCUUUGAUGACCGGAUGCCUGUAUGGGAGGGACGAGUCCCCAAAUCAAAUGGUUACCAAGUAACGUUCUCCCGUACAGGACCACCGGCCGCUAGCAGGAGACAAAGACGAUCGUCAGAUACUAGUGUAGAGCAGGUGUCCUCCUCACUCGGUCGCAAACCACACAUGAAAACAAUAGAUGACCUUGACCUUGAGAGCCCCAGAGGCCCAGAACGACCACCUCUACCAAAAGUCGAACUUCUAAACCGCGAUUGCGGGAGAAAUGAAGUACACAGUUUACCGACCAUUAACCAAGUUCCGGAACCAGCUACAGGUUCCUCACGGCCGGAGCGUUCUAUAACACGGGCCACGUUUCACUUGGAUGAAACAACUUUGCAUAAAUCUCGGCUCCUUUCGAAGGACAGAAAAAACCUGUUCAACAGGAAGCAGACUCGACUACAACCUGAGGACGAACACGAUGAAAGAAAACCAAACCACGCCACGGUUAGGAGUAGGAGAGAACAUAAACUCCAACGAUACCAAGGAGUCAAGUCAUCCUCACAAAUAAUCUUACCAGAGGACGUUUACUUCGAGGUGGAUAUCAGCUACCAAUUUGAUCAUAAUCUUGCCAAUGACGUCACCAUCUUUGAAAUUGGGUUUGCGCAUGACAGCGUUGUUGACAGUUCUGACACCGUCGCUAAUGAUAAACACUCAUGUUCUAUCGCGGCUCACGCCUGCUCUAACGAUGGCACAGUUCGACUUGGGUUCAGGGGAAACGGCAAGCUGAUAUCCUCUCAGACCAUACAGGCAGGCACUUCAGGUUCUUGUCAUGUGAUGACUCUGGGCUUAAAUGCAGACACCCAAAACCAGUCUGUCAUUGUGCUUGACAAGUCCCGUGAUAUGGUCAGUUUGUUCAAGUUCACUAAUCAAGACUUCAGGGCGGGUAUUUGGCCUGUGUUUGGAGUGUUUAAUCCACAGAAAGUUGACGUUGUACUUAGUCUUAAAUCAGGCACCGAUGUAACCUAUAUACCAUUCCAUCUACUUAAGUAAUCGCAAUAGCACAUUCCCUCUAAGUGUACCAGCCAAUAUAAUUGCAUUUGUUUAGAAUAUCGGUUCUUUAGGGAAGGAAAGUAAUACAGAUAUCGUGCAUAUACAUAUAUAUCAGCUAAAAUAGUAUUGUUUGACAUGUGUUCCAAAACAAAUUUUGAACAACAGAAAACCAAUAUUCCAGUAACUUGGAUCAUGAUCCGGUGUUUUCUCAUGGUUUUAUCUUCUUGCAUAGAUAUUAUCUUUCAUAACGAUGAACUUUAAUCGUUUGACUAGAUCGUCAUAUAGCUUUAAAUUCAGAGAAGGCUGCUCUGCUUGCUUCAGAGAGGUUAUUACUGGUCUUAUCAGCUUUUUGUGACAUUGUUAAUUUCAAAUAUUACUUGGCAUGAUAUCAUUUAAUCAUUUAAAACCAAAUUAUCUGCAUUAAGUGACACAAUAAUAUAAUUUGGCAAUGUAUGCAGGUAUCUCUAUUUAUACCUAAACAUAUUUUGAAAUCGCGUUCAACAGUUUCAAUGAUUUCCAGCAGGCUUAACUUUCUGUCCUUAGAUGGUCGAGCCUGACCCUGUAUGUGUUACACAUAACGUAUGAGAUUCAUAUGAGAUUGAUGAGACCUAGCCGAAUACAUAUUUUUUCGGCAGGGUCUCUUUAAUGUGAUUAAAAACGUGCUAUGCAUAACGUUUUAAUCUGGACCCGGUAAUGGGUUUUGCUUACAGUCAGUGAUAAAACGAUAUUGUCACGAAGUUAUUCAAAGCGUGACACGUUGAGCGUGAGACAUAAGCACAUGGUUCCAAAGGUUAAAUGUUAAUUACGUCCUACAAUAUAAACACAUCAUCACAACGGUAACAUGUGAAGUAUUCCUAGGAUAUAAACCCACGAUCAUAACAGUACAAUGUGAAGAAAUUUCUAAGAUAUAAGCACGUGAUCACAACGGAAACCUGUGAAGUACUUCUUUAUAUAUAAACACGUGACCACAACAGUAUAGUGUACCAUGUGAAAUAAUUUCUAAGAUAAGAACAUAUCGAGGGUUCAUUGCCAAUAGGUGCUUUCUGGAUUAUUUUACUUUUCGAGAUAAUUGAGAUUUAAGGUUUUAAAUAUAUAUUUAUUAAUCAUGCUUUAAAUGAGAAUGUUAUUAUUUGGUAAUAUUGAUGGCCUGUACUUUUUACUGUACAGUACUUUUGGUCAUAUCUGUCUUUUAAACUGCCAUAUUUGGUCAAAAUGCUCGAUAGUUCCUUUUGGCCGGCGAAAUUUACCUCAAUAAUAAUGAGCAAAAAGGUGCUAUCCGAAGAGUUUUGCUCCUUUUCAGUUGAGUUGAAAUUGCUUGAAAGAGGCAACUGCUAAUUUUUGCAAUAUCCUGCCUUUUUAAUCCAUAGCUUUUUAAAAGAACGCCAAACCUUCGCUGGUGAAUUGCUAGAAAAGUUUUCUUUCUUUGUUUUUCAUUUAUGCUUUUCUUCAUGGUUUUGGCGAUUUCAGAUAGGGCUGUUUCGGAAUCACCUGCUACUGUAAAUAGUUUUCCGGUCUUUUUUGCUGUUAUCUUCUUGUUUCCAUGCUACCAGUCCCUCAGAAGGUUAUUGUCAGUUUCGUCACUGCUUGUUACAGACGGCAAUGAAUCAGAAUCAGGAUCAGAUUCAUUUACUAGUUGUUUUGUAAAAAUGAAUGCAUCCAUGUUGCCUUUAUAAUCGGGUCCGUUGGAUCACUGUAUUGGACAUUUUCAUGAGAAAAUUCAGGUUGAUUCUCCUCCGUUAAGGUGUUUCCAUUUUCUGAGGGAAAUAUCUAGUGGGACAAUCUUUGUUGAGCAUGUAUCAUUGUCAUGUUCUUUGUAAUAUAGUCUGCGUAUCAGGUUGCAAACUGUUCGGCCAGAAGGUGCUAUCUGUGACAUAACACCUUUUGGCAGGCUAACAGUAGUAGAUAGCACAUUCUGGCAAUCAGGUUUUGUGAAAUACUUAGAUAGCACCUAAUGUAAUUAUUAAUUAUUUUCAUCAAUAAUUGGAAUUUUGUACAGAUUUCACAGAUUAAGGGUAAUGUAUUAUUGAAUCAAAUGGAGCAAUAAAACAUUUUUUGACAAAUAUGGCAGAUAGCACCUUCUGGCAAUGAUCCCUCGACAUCAUCACAGCUGUAACAUGUGAAGUAUUUCCUAAUAUAUAAGCUCAUGACCACAACGGUAACAUGUAGAGUAUUUCCUUGUAUAUCAACAUAUGAUCACAACGGUAACAUGUGAAGUAUUUCCUUGUGUAUCAACACAUGAUUACAACGGUAACAUGUGGAGUAUUUCCUAAUAUAUCAACACAUGAUCACAACGGUAACAUGUGAAGUAUUUCCUUGUAUAUCAACACAUGAUCACAACGGUAACAUGUGGAGUAUUUCCUGAUAUAUCAACACAUGAUCACAACGGUAACAUGUAAAGUAUUUCCUUGUGUAUCAACACAUGAUCACAACGGUAACAUGUGGAGUAUUUCCUGAUAUAUCAACACAUGAUCACAACGGUAACAUGUGGAGUAUUUCCGAGGAUAUCAACACAUGAUCACAACGGUAACAUGUGAAGUAUUUCCUAAUAUAUCAACACAUGAUCACAACGGUAACAUGUGAAGUAUUUCCGAAGAUAUCAACACAUGAUCACAACGGUAUCAUGUGAAGUAUUUCCUAAGAUACGAACACAGGAUCAUAACAGUACCAUGUAAAGUACUUCCUUUGAUAUAAAACGAUAUUGCGUUACAAUGUAUUUGUAACUGAUCUUAUUUAUUAGACUAUUAAGACCAUUCUCAGUUCAAUUAUGAAAUGUCUUAUUUGUUCAAAUCUGUUUUGUUAUCAUAUGAUUUGUUUUC
This is a messenger RNA of Mizuhopecten yessoensis (Yesso scallop), 5416 nucleotides long. RefSeq lists its product as uncharacterized. The transcript is spliced from 7 exons. The record is from RefSeq and is a predicted model, not a curated record. Gene Ontology annotation, molecular function: zinc ion binding. Lineage: Eukaryota; Metazoa; Mollusca; Bivalvia; Pectinida; Pectinidae. The coding region runs from base 234 to 2600 and encodes 788 amino acids.